CGGGCCUCUUGCACUCCUCGAACUCCGCCCAUGCCGUCUCAGGCCACGACGUCGAAUGGAACCGAAGACGAGGGCCGCUCGCGUCCCGCGACAACCAGCAAACGCACGAAUCGUAUUUUGGGUGAUUACACCCUCAGCAAGACUUUGGGUGCGGGGUCUAUGGGAAAAGUCAAGCUAGCCACCCACAACAUCACUGGAGAGACGCUUGCGGUCAAAAUCCUUCCGAGGACAUCAGGCGCAGGACCGAAAGACGCCAGCAAGGAGAUCCGCACGACGCGCGAGGCGGCCUUGUCUAUGCUACUCCACCACCCAUAUAUCUGCGGCAUGCGCGAAAUGAUCAUCCACCAACACCACUACUACAUGGUGUUCGAGUACGUGAACGGGGGCCAGAUGCUGGACUAUAUCAUUGCACAUGGGCGACUGCGCGAACGCAACGCCCGGAAAUUCGCGCGUCAAAUUGGCUCCGCCUUGGACUACUGCCACCGCAAUAAUGUCGUUCACCGGGAUCUCAAGAUUGAGAACAUCCUAAUCUCUCAGUCGGGCAAUAUCAAGAUCAUCGACUUCGGGCUGUCGAACCUCUACGACCCUGUGGGACACCUGGGAACAUUUUGCGGCAGUUUGUACUUUGCGGCACCCGAGCUUCUCAAUGCGAAGGUUUAUACCGGGCCGGAAGUGGAUGUGUGGUCGUUCGGAGUGGUACUGUAUGUGCUGGUUUGCGGGAAAGUGCCCUUCGACGAUCAAAGCAUGCCUGCCCUGCACGCGAAGAUCAAAAGAGGGCUAGUGGAAUAUCCCAUAUGGCUCAGUGCAGAGUGCAAGCACCUUCUCUCGCGCAUGCUUGUGACCAACCCUCUAUUGCGGGCCCCUCUAUCCGAGGUUCUGUCUCAUCCAUGGAUGCUCCGCGGCUUUGGUAGCCCUCCCGCCCUCCAUCUUCUUCGGCGAGAACCGCUCAAGUCUUCGGACAUCGAUCCUCUGGUCGUUGCAGGGAUGAAGGGCUUCGAGUUCGGUGACGACGAAGAAGUGAUGACAAAACUGAUCGAAAUACUGGACAGUGAAGCGUAUCAGCGUUCUGUUCGUUCUUGGGAAAAGCGGCGCGGUGGAGCCUUAGGCUCGAGCACCGUCUUGUCAGACCCUCCUGGGGCUUGGGAAACUCCAUCCCACGCACCAGCGUCAGCAUCAUCGCUGUCAGUGUCGUCAGCAGGUGGAACGCCGGCUUCUCCUGCGAAACGGCGCCGUUUCAGCGGAUUCGAGUUCUAUCGGCGCAAACUGUUUGCGUCACCUUCUCCGUCUCCGAGCAUCCCAGCGACGACUUCUGUACACAAUGCGAGUGGCAGUGCGCUCAGUCUUGGUGCACUGCAGCCAGAGGAUCGAGACCCGACGUUUGGGUUCCACCCGCUGGUCAGCAUGUACUAUCUGUCCCGGGAGAAGAUGGAGCGCGAGCGUGUAUAUGGCACCGGCGUCUUUGCGAGCAGCCAGGUCAGUGUCGAUGGUGCAAAGGAGAAGGAGCGUGAAGAAAAGGAAAAUGGCAAAGGUGUACCGAAGGAAGAAGCCGCGAAAACGGUUCCCGAGAAGGAUCGAACAGGCAAGCCGGACUACAACAUGCCGCUUCCUCGGUUGCCUGUGCCAGAAACGAGCCACUAUUCCGACAUGUCAUAUGCGACCGGCACAGCUCCUCCCCACGCCAACGGAGGGGGUUCCGUGCCCGCUUCACCUUCACCGACAGCUGUGUCAUUCCACCCCCAACCGCGACCACGGGCCAUUGACGGCGGACUCCUUCCUCCCUCCCCGACCACGCCCGGGCCAGAACGCACGACGAGAAGUGCCAUAGUCUCACCUGUCACGAUCCGUGCGCCGCCAGCUAGUACACAUCGGCGAAGCCACAGUCUCAGCCAAAGCCAGCGGACGGGGGGCACCAUCCGGGGAUGGAGUUCGGCGUUUACCGGCGAGAGGGAAACAGUUUUGGAGGAGGUCCCAAAGUCGGCCGGGCCAACGUUGAGUGGGUUUGCGGAACGAGAGAAAGAGAAAGAGAAAGAACGGGACCAAGCGUCUGUGAGAGACCAUAGUGAUCACGGGUCCAUCUCGUUGUCUGGUGGCGCGACCCUAGUUCGCAAGUUUGGCAGCAUGUUGGUUGGCGGAGGUCGCCAUGGACAUGACGAUGGGACGGCUUCUGGGCGGAGGACGCCGUCGAAGCGGGCCACCAUCUUGGGCGGGUUCGGCCAGCACUCGCCUCGACCUUCGCACGACGAGCUGCGUGGGGAGAAGGAAAGCGCGAGAGAUUCGAUGAAUCCUCCGACGGUGUCUAUUGCAUCGCCUGCAAAGGCUGUUUCGCACAGCCAAAGCCAGCCGCUCGGAUCCGUGCACCGACGGGCCGCCACUGUGCUUGAUUCGGCCGGGCGGUCCCGACAUGAAAGACGGAGCAGCACGGGGGCGGCUAUGUUUGUUUCGGGAACAAUUGGGCGACAUCGAAGGCCAUCGACUGGACCGACUCUACAGCCGAAGGCGGAGCGUGUCUUUGCGGUCGAGGAGGAGCCUCAAGUACAGGCCGGAGCUUUGACGGAUGUCGAGGACAUCCUUCCUCAUGAGGAUGUCAGAUCGGAUGGCGAAAAGGAGUUCAAGCCCGUAUUCUUGAAAGGGCUGUUCAGUGUGGCGACGACAUCUUCGAAGUCGCCUGCUGCGAUUAAAACCGACAUCCGGCGCGUGCUGGACCGGAUGCAAGUGCAAUACCGAGAAACCCAGACCGGCUUCGAGUGUAUCCACCUUCCUUCGAUCGACAUUUCAUCCAUAGAUGGCCAACCUCCUCAAGCCAUUCCUGAAAGCAGCACACCCCGUCCCGUGGUCAAGAAGGCGUCGAAGCUGUCGUUCGGCAAACGGCGAGAUCGAUCGAUGGACAAGGAGCGCGAGGGACGACCGUCAGCGACAUUACAGACCAGUGCCAGUAGCGGCUCCUCCACCUUCUUUCUCGCCAACUCGGUCGCGUCUCCGCAGCCCAAGCCCGGCUCGCUAUCGCUCGAUGUUGAUGUGACACCGCCGUCACGGACGGCAUCCCCUGCGUCCAAGGGGCUUCCCCCAAUACCGCGAGACUUCGCUGGAUCGCCGGCACCGCUGUCGCCGGCACCGCUGCCGACGGGGGAAGUCGACCGGCAGGUAUUUGAGAGCAUGGGCAACAAUGUGCUGAGUGUCCGGUUCGAGAUCAACCUCGUCAAAGUUCCCUGGCUUUCGCUGUAUGGUAUCCAAUUCCGCAGAGCGGGAGGAGAUGGCUGGCAAUACCAGAUGCUUGCUCGGCGGGUUUUGACUGAGCUCAAGUUAUGAUACAUGUUUUCGUAGUUGCAUAAGUAGCUCGUCCCACCAUCUUACCUUAGCGUACGACUCUCCGUAGUUCAUUCCUUUCCUUUGCCUGGACGGUGGUCGGCUUGUACUGAUAUUAUAAUUGCUGCUGCCCAUGUCGUCUUCUGUGAUGUAACAAAAUGGAAAUGGAAAUGUACAUACUUAGUCUAGGCGCCCGAAGAGUCAU
This is a messenger RNA of Mycena citricolor, 3508 nucleotides long. Lineage: Eukaryota; Fungi; Basidiomycota; Agaricomycetes; Agaricales; Mycenaceae. The record is from the annotation of a GenBank genome assembly.